AUGGAAAAGGAGAAAUGCUAUUUUGGUAUUGAAACGAAGACGGAGAAUUUGGUAGUUCUUCCGAAAUCCAAAUCACCGUCCAAGUAUCAGAGAACACUUGCAGUCGACGUACUCAUCUCCAUCGCCGAUCUCCGUCGCUCUUCUGCUAGAUCUCUGCGAUCAGAUCACUUACAGAAGCCAAACAAUAACCUAUGGGGACUGAAAAUCCCAACCAUGCAAAUAACUAUCCAAGGCCAGCUGCUACACCUUUUGCCCCUCCUCAAAGCAACACACCUUUUUCAUCAUCUCGUCCAGUAGCUAGCUCUGCUUUCAGGCCAAUGUCUCCCCCAAGUACAGCUCCAUCUUUUCCUUCUGGGCCUGUGGUUGGGCCAGAAGCUCCUGGUUUUAGACCCAUGCAAACUGCUAGACCUACUCCUCCAUAUGGCCCACCAACCACCGGACCUUUCCAGCGGUUCCCAACUCCACCAUUUCAGGCACCUCCACCACGUACUUCACCUGUUGGACAACCAAUAUUGCCUCCAACAACAAUCAGACCUCCAAGCUUCCAAAAUCAUCAGCCCCAGAUACCACCACCAAUGCCUAUGGGUUCUCCACCUCAAACCAUGAAUGGUAUGCUUUCCAAUUCAAAUAUGCAGCAACCCCAACCGUCAAUGGGGCCAGCUCAUCCUGCUGCUGUCCGUGCCACCUCAUCAUCUCCUUGGCCUGGCUAUCUGGGUAUGCAGAGUAACACAGCAACCCCAACAGCACCAGGAGGUUAUGCUCCACCUCAGCCCACCACAUCCGCCCCCUUUCAAGGUGGUUAUGGACCAACACCAACCCCACCGGGAGGCUAUGCUCCACCUCAGCCCACAACAUCUGCCCCCUUUCAAGGUGGUUAUGGACCAACCCCACCCCCACCAGGAGGCUAUGCUCCACCUCAGCCCACCACAUCUGCUCCCUUUCAAGGUGGUUAUGGAUCAACCCCACCGGUUGCAUCUCCUCUAGGAAUGUAUGUAGGAGGGCCCACACCUCCAACGGGAGGUAUGCAAGGAUUGGUAGAAGACUUCAGCUCACUUUCUAUUGGGUCAGUCCCAGGAUCUUUUGAUGCUGGGCUUGAUACUAAAGUGUUGCCAAGACCAUUAGAUGGUGAUGUGGAACCAAGUUCUUUUGCUGAAAUGUAUCCAAUGAACUGCAAUUCUAGAUAUCUGAGGCUUACAACUAGUGCCAUACCAAAUUCUCAGUCUCUUGUUUCCAGGUGGCACUUGCCUCUUGGAGCAGUUGUUUGUCCACUGGCAGAAGCUCCUGAAGGGGAGGAAGUGCCAAUUGUUAAUUUUGCCACAACAGGCAUUGUGCGUUGUAGAAGAUGUCGUACAUAUGUGAACCCGUAUGUGACUUUUACUGAUGGUGGAAGAAAGUGGCGAUGCAAUAUUUGUGCUUUGCUCAAUGAUGUGCAAAAUGACUAUUUUGCCCAUUUGGAUGCCACCGGAAAAAGAGUUGAUUUAGAUCAACAUCCUGAGCUUACAAAGGGUUGUGUGGAAUUCGUUGCUCCAGCUGAAUACAUGGUGCGGCCACCAAUGCCACCACUAUAUUUUUUCUUGAUCGAUGUGUCAAUAUAUUCCGUUAAAAGCGGAAUGCUUGAGGUGAUUGGACAAACCAUCAAGUCUUGUUUGGAUAAGUUGCCGGGCAGCACCAGAACACAGAUUGGGUUCAUAACUUUUGACAGCACAAUUCAUUUUUACAAUAUGAAGUCAUCUUUGACACAACCUCAAAUGAUGGUUGUCUCUGAUUUGGAUGAUAUAUUUAUUCCGUUGCCAGAUGAUCUCCUUGUGAACUUAUCAGAAUCGAGAACUGUGGUGGAUGCAUUCUUGGAUAGCUUGCCAUCCAUGUUUCAGGACAAUGUGAAUGUGGAAUCUGCUUUUGGGCCUGCACUUAAAGCAGCUUUCAUGGUUAUGAGUCAACUGGGAGGGAAAUUGUUAAUUUUUCAAAGUACUCUUCCAUCACUUGGUGUGGGUAGGUUAAGGUUGCGAGGAGAUGAUAGAGAAUACCAGAAGAUCCUUUUUAUAAACAAAUGGCUGCUGAUUUUACCAAGUAUCAAGUUGCAGUCAAUGUUUAUGCCUUUAGUGACAAGUACACUGAUAUAGCUUCGCUAGGUACUUUGGCGAAAUACACAGGUGGUCAGGUCUAUUACUAUCCAAGCUUUCAUUCUGCCAUCCAUAAAGACAAAUUGAGACAUGAGUUGGCUAGAGACCUCACUAGAGAAACUGCUUGGGAAGCUGUAAUGCGCAUCAGAUGUGGGAAAGGAGUUCGUUUCACUUCAUAUCAUGGGAACUUUAUGUUAAGAUCCACGGAUCUAUUAGCACUUCCGGCUGUUGACUGCGACAAAGCUUAUGCAAUGCAGUUUGCUCUUGAAGAGACGUUACUCACAACUCAGAUUGUCUAUUUCCAAGUUGCUCUAUUACACACCUCAUCUUCGGGUGAAAGACGUAUCAGAGUACACACUGCUGCUGCAUCAGUGGUUGCUGAUUUAGGAGAGAUGUAUCGCCAGGCAGAUACCGGUGCCAUUGUUUCUUUGCUUGGUAGAUUAGCGAUUGAAAAAUCUUUGUCGUACAAACUGGAGGAGGCGCGUAACGCGAUCCAGCUAAGAAUCGUGAAAGCCCUUAAAGAAUACCGAAAUCUGUAUGCGGUUCAACACCGUGUGGGAACACGCAUGAUCUACCCAGAGUCAUUAAAAUAUUUACCUUUAUACGGAUUGGCUUUAUGUAAAUCAACAGCACUUCGUGGUGGGUAUGCUGAUUCACAGCUUGAUGAAAGGUGUGCAGCUGGUUUCACCAUGAUGGCUUUGCCUGUUAAAAAGAUGUUAAAGCUUUUGUAUCCUAGUUUGUUACGUGUAGACGACUAUCUUGUCAAGCCGAGUGGACAUGGUGAUGAGUUUGAGAAAGUUUGUAGAAGACUGGCACUUGCUGCAGAGAGCUUGGAUUCUCGAGGGAUUUAUAUAUAUGAUGAUGGUUUUCGUUUGGUUGUGUGGUUUGGUCAAAUGCUGUCCCCUGAUAUUUCCAGGAAUCUGGUUGGGGAAGAUUUUGCUACAGAUUUCUCAAAGGUAAGUCUUGGAGAACGUGAUAAUGAGAUGUCAAGAAAGCUGAUGGGGAUACUAAAGAAACUUAGAGGUGCGGAUGCGUCAUAUUAUCCUUUAUGUCAUCUUGUGAGACAAGGGGAACAGCCUCGUGAAGCUUUCUUUUUGCUUUCAAAUCUUGUUGAGGAUGCGGUUGGUGGUAUGAAUGGUUACGUUGACUGGAUACUUCAGAUACACCGAUCAGUCCAACAAUAAUCCAAUCAGGAAAAAAGUUUGCAAUUGGUUUUACUACUUAACCAAGAGCAGAAGCAGAUUUUGAGGUAAAAUUGGGUGGGGGAAGAGAUGUAAUAUCCCUACAACCUUUUUGGCUUGGUUGAUUGUUACAAGAAGAAGAAGAAGUUGGUUCCAUAGAAGAAAAGAGAAGAGAAGAGAGAGAGAAUGCUUAUGUCAAAGCUUUCGUAGACUAGUGCUAUAUUUUUCCAAAAACCCAUUCUAUAGUU
This is a messenger RNA of Lactuca virosa, 3549 nucleotides long. Lineage: Eukaryota; Viridiplantae; Streptophyta; Magnoliopsida; Asterales; Asteraceae. The record is from the annotation of a GenBank genome assembly.